UGUCCAUGGUGUUCACUGAGCUCUUGGAGCAGCCUGGGGGUGCGGGCUUCUUCCAGGCCCUGCAGGUCCUCACCUUCUUCCUCCUCUUUGUCUGGGUGCCCAUCCAAUUAGUUGUGGAGAACUUUUCAGCUGCUGUCCCAGGCCACCGCUGCUGUGCCCACAUGCUGGACAAUGGCUCUGAGGCCCCGGGAAACCUCACCCCCAAGGCCCUCCUGGCCGUCUCCAUCCCACUGAGCCCCAACCAGGAGCCCCACCAGUGUCUGCGCUUCCACCAACCACAGUGGCAGCUCCUGGACCCCAACGCCACGGCCACCAACUGGAGCGAGGCUGCCACGGAGCCACGCGUGGACGGCUGGGUCUACGACCGCAGCACGUUUACCUCCACCAUCGUGACCGAGCAGGACCUGGUGUGUGACCACCAGGGCCUGAAGCCCCUAGGCCGGUCCAUCUACCUGGCGGGGGGCCAUGGCGGGUGGAUCACCUGGGGCCUCCUCUCCCACCAGUGAUUUGGGCGGAAGCCUGCUCUGAGCUGGCGCUGCCUGCAGGUGACGUGGCCAGCAUCAGCCCCAUCGUUGCCCUCAAUCUCCGGUCUACGAUUUUUGAGCCCUUUGGGAUUGUCUGGCAUCAUCCUGACCUCGACAACGCUCAUGGUGGAGUGGACCACGGCCCGCACGAGGGCCGUCACCAUGACGAUCCUGAGAUGCACCUACAGCAUCGGCCAGACGGCCAUGGGCAGCCUGGCCUUUGCCCUGUGGGACCGGCGAGCCCUCCAGCUGGUCUUGUUGGUGCCCUUCUUGGUCAUCUUCCUGAUAUCCUGGUGACCAAGCACCUGCUUCUUUAACCGGUGGCUGCCGGAAUCCGCCCGAUGGCUGAUUAUGGUGGGCAAAACAGAUCGAGCGCUUCAGGAACUCAAAAAGGUGGCCAAGAUAAAUGGCCACAAGGAAGCCAAAAAGACACUGACUAUAGAGGUACUGAUGUCCAGCAUGGAGGAGGACGUAGCCUCUGCGGAGUCCCGCCGGUCAGGGCUGGACCUGUUCCAUAUGCUCGCGCUCCACUGGAGAAGCUGCAGACUGGUGGUAGUGAGGUAUGCCAUCCUGGCAUCCCUCCCGGGGCUAAGGAGGGCGGGCUUGUCCCUCACCCUCUCGUACUAUGGGCCAGUCCUCCUCCUGCAGAACCUGGGGAGCAGCAUCUUCUUCCUCCAGGUCCUCUUUGGAGCCGCGGACUUCUGGGCCCGGAUCACCACCACGCUCCAACUCAGGUUCUUUGGCCGCCACACAACCCUGGCUGGCUCCCUGGCUGUGGCUGGCCUCGCCAUCCUGGCCAACAUGCUGGUCCCACAAGAUCUGCAGACCCUGCAUGUGACCUUGGCUGUGCUGGGAGAGGGGUGUUUUGGCACCAGCUUAACCUGCGUCAUGGUCUACAAGCCGGAACUCUUCCCAACUUCACUGCGGAUGACAGCAGAAGUCUUCCUGCAUUCAGCAGGUCAGCGGGGGUCCCCCUCUUAUGGUGUCAUCCCCAUCGUUUCCCACCUCUUUGUCCUCUUCCUCCUGGAGACCUGGGGACUUCCACUCCCUGACACCAUCCAGGCCCUGGAGAGACAGUGAGUGACCCAUGGCCACCCUGGGAAUGAUGCAGCUGCAUGGGG
Molecule: messenger RNA, 1645 nt
Organism: Delphinapterus leucas (beluga whale)
Lineage: Eukaryota; Metazoa; Chordata; Mammalia; Artiodactyla; Monodontidae
Source: RefSeq, a predicted model, not a curated record